GCCCGAAGACCCAAACCCAAAACAAGCUGUUCGUACGCAGCGGCCGUUAUUGUGGCGCUCCACGUGACCGGCGUCGCGAUAACAUGUUUCUACGUGGCGCUAGUACUGCCACAGCUCCGAUAGCAGCACCCGAAGUCAGUUGUUGGGCUAUGGCGGCGUCGUUCGCGCAUAGGGGCCCCAGCGACGGCUCUUCGGUCUUCGAACCGUACCGUAACGGCGACAUCUCGUGCGUAGGCCAUGACUGCCGUACAAUACCCGAUAGGUUGGUGCACGCGUACGCAUUCGCCGCUUACCGCCUGGACUUGAGCUACAACCGGCUGACUACCAUACAGGGCAUCGAACAUUUUGUACAGCUUCGUGAGCUGGUGUUGGAUAACAACGAGCUUCGCGACGCGUCCGAGUUCCGCUUCAACGCACAGUUGAGCACCUUGUCUCUGAACAAGAACUACUUCGACAACCUCGACUACCUGGUGUCGUGCAUCCAGCAAUGCUACCCAUCCCUGACUUUCCUCAGCUUGCUGGGGAACCCCGCGUGCCCCGACCAGAUCAGCAACCCGGACAGGGACGACGACGAAGACUACCAAAGAUAUCGGUACUACGUGAUUCACAAGCUCCGGCAACUCAAGUUCUUGGACUCUCGUGCUGUGACCAGCGUCGAAAGGGCCGAGGCAAUGCGCGUGGGCGCCUUCAUGCGGGUCGCGCGACCACCGCUGCACUUCGCAGGGUUGGCGCCAUGGGCCGACUCCGACGACGAAAGGGAUGCUUACACGCCGCUGCCCCUCACACCGGGCGUCGGCCAUCAGCACAAGACCGUCUACGGAAUGCUCAAGUACAAGUACACUGGCAAGCACUCCGAGGGGAACCGCUUCAUUCGCAACGAUGAGCUCUGAUGCAGCUGAACUGGCGAAGAGCUGCACAUCGGAGGCAG
Messenger RNA from Rhipicephalus microplus (southern cattle tick), 928 nucleotides. RefSeq names its product leucine-rich melanocyte differentiation-associated protein. The record is from RefSeq and is a predicted model, not a curated record. Gene Ontology annotation, biological process: melanocyte differentiation. NCBI's taxonomy places the organism in Eukaryota, Metazoa, Arthropoda, Arachnida, Ixodida, Ixodidae.